UUUUACAAAAUUAACUAAUUGAAAAUAUUACUAGUUCCCAAUUUCCUUGCAAUAGCACGGAUGAAUUUCGAUCACGUGAUAUUGUUUACGAUUUGACAAAGAAACGAAGAAAUGUAAAUAUGUUGGAAAAGCAUUUACUGCUUUGAUUGUCAAAUCAUUUCUAUCUUAGAGGCUUUUUGUUGCCUAGCGAUGCUAAAUAAAACAAAAAAAGACAAGAGCCCCUCGGAGGACGUGGGAAAACAUUUUAAUGAGACGGAGAAGCAAAGUGAAGAGGGAAUGCUCAAUAGUACAAAUAACGUAUCUCUCACAAAGAAAGAUCGCCAACAGGGUUCUGCAUUCGAUAUUUCUGUUGACCGUGAAUUACUUCGCAUGCCUGCUAUGAAAGAUACCCAACUUGAUAAGAGAGAAGAAUUGUUCAUCAAAAAAUUAAAACAGUGUUGUAUAAUCUUUGACUUUGUGUCUGACCCUUUGAGUGAUUUGAAAUGGAAGGAAAUAAAGCGAAUGGCCUUAUAUGAGUUAGUAGAUUAUGUUGCACAAAAUCGAGGUGUUCUCAGCGAACCUAUUUAUAAAACAUCUUGUGAGAUGUUUGCUUUAAAUGUAUUUCGUGUUUUGCCACCACCUACAAAUCCCAAUGGAGCAGAGUUUGAUCCAGAAGAGGAUGAACCAUCACUUGAAGCUUCAUGGCCUCAUUUACAGAUUGUCUAUGAAUACUUUCUGAGAAUUCUUGAAUCACCAGACUUUCAACCAAACCUUGCUAAGAAAUAUGUAGAUACGAAGUUUGUAAUGAAGCUCUUGGAUUUGUUUGACACAGAAGACCCUCGUGAACGGGACUUCUUAAAGACUAUUCUUCACAGGAUCUAUGGCAAAUUUCUGAAUCUUAGAGCAUUUAUACGCCAACAGAUCAACAACAUUUUCUAUCGAUUUAUUUAUGAAACUGAGCACCACAGUGGCAUAGCAGAACUUCUUGAAAUCCUUGGAAGCAUUAUCAAUGGCUUUGCAUUACCUUUAAAGGAAGAACACAAGUUUUUCUUAAAGAACAUCCUUAUGCCUCUUCAUAAAACAAAAUGUUUGAGCAUGUAUCAUCCUCAGCUAGCAUACUGUGUUGUUCAGUAUUUAGAGAAAGAUUCAGAACUCACACACACGGUUGUUACCAGACUCCUCAAGUUUUGGCCUAAAGUUCAUAGCCCUAAGGAGGUUAUGUUCCUGAAUGAACUUGAAGAGAUCCUUGAUGUGAUUGAGCCUGUUGAGUUCAUCAAGAUCAGUCAAAUUUUGUUCAAGCAACUUUCGAAAUGUGUUUCAAGUCCACACUUUCAGGUUGCAGAAAGAGCUUUGUACUUCUGGAAUAACGAAUAUUUAAUGAGCUUAGUGAGCGACAAUGUCGCGAAGAUAAUGCCAAUUGUUUUCCCGUCGCUGUAUAUUAACUCCAAAUCACACUGGAACAAAACCAUCCAUGGUCUUAUAUACAAUGCUCUUAAGUUAUUCAUGGAAAUGGACCAAAGAUUGUUUGCAGAAUGCACACAGAACUUUGAAGAAGAACAAGCAAGUGUGAUUAAGAAACAGCGAGAACGCGAAGAAAACUGGAGAAUUAUUCAUCAGCUUGCUGUCAAGAGUCCUAAUGCGUUUAUGGUUCCAGAGUUGAAGCAAAUAACCGAUAGGGUAUACAGAUCAAGUUCUCAUCCUUCAGAGUUUAAUAGCAACGAAGUUUACUUCUCAAAAGAUAACUCCACCACAAAUAAAGUAGACACAAAAAAUCAAAAUAAUAAGGCUAACAAAGGUAUCAAUCAUAAGAAAACGUCCCGUAAGAAGUCUGAACUUCCCAAAGAGGAGUCGUCCCCUUCCAUGCAUUUGCAAAAAUAUCGUCAUUCUUUUGAAUCUGUUACCAGCUGAAAUUACAUUGUACUCAUUGCUUGUUGCUCUUGCAAUAGCAUGUGCUGUUUAAGAAGCUGUCCAAUUUGCUGUAUCACAAUGAAUUAAAUGGCAUAACUAAAGGAUACGAAUUAGGGUAUUUUUGAAAGCUUAUAUAUUUGUAAAAUAUUCUUUUAGCUUCUUUUAUAUUGAUUUCCUUUAUUUUGAAA
Messenger RNA from Xenia sp. Carnegie-2017, 2075 nucleotides. Its product is annotated as serine/threonine-protein phosphatase 2A 56 kDa regulatory subunit delta isoform-like. Bases 190 to 1887 code for a protein of 565 amino acids. Gene Ontology annotation, biological process: signal transduction; protein dephosphorylation. Gene Ontology annotation, cellular component: nucleus; protein phosphatase type 2A complex; cytosol. NCBI's taxonomy places the organism in Eukaryota, Metazoa, Cnidaria, Anthozoa, Malacalcyonacea, Xeniidae. Gene Ontology annotation, molecular function: protein phosphatase activator activity. The transcript is spliced from 16 exons. The record is from RefSeq and is a predicted model, not a curated record.